Molecule: messenger RNA, 6309 nt
Organism: Punctularia strigosozonata HHB-11173 SS5
Lineage: Eukaryota; Fungi; Basidiomycota; Agaricomycetes; Corticiales; Punctulariaceae
Product: ras GEF
Exons: 9
Coding region: 161-4213 (1350 amino acids)
Biological process (GO): positive regulation of GTPase activity; Ras protein signal transduction
Cellular component (GO): plasma membrane
Molecular function (GO): guanyl-nucleotide exchange factor activity; protein binding
Source: RefSeq, a predicted model, not a curated record
CGCGGGCCCUUCAAGUUCCUCCGCCGGCCCUUCGUCGCGAUCGCGCUCGCGCAACAUUACGCCAGCUUCGACAGUUACGACGAGCGGCAAUUCACUGGCGGUCGGUACCCAGCGCCUGCGUAGCCCGUCGACGGCCUCCUCCUCCUCCUCUCUCUCCAUUAUGUCACCCAUGCCCGACUCGGCCGCCUCCGCGUCGUCCUCAUCUCUUCACCUCGCUGCCGCCUCCACCUCCACCUGCGCGACCAUCUCCACCGCGACCACCGCUCCUUCGCACUCCUUCUCUUCCGGCGCGACAUAUGACACACGCGCGACCUCUCCCGACACGGAUGAAGCGUCCGCCUGCACUCAGACCGCCUCCGGCGGCAACGACUUCGUGCUCGCGAUGCACGACUUUGCGCCGCAGCACCAGAGUGCGACCUGCCUCGCGUUCCGCGCGGGCCAGGUCAUUCACGUUCUCAACCGCGACCCAUCCGGGUGGUGGGACGGCGAGCUCGACGGGAGGCGGGGCUGGUUCCCGAGCAACUACGUCAGCUCCGAGGUAGGAUCCAUAAUGGAAGAGCAGUCGCCCGUGAAGUCGCGAACACGUCCCGGGCACGCGCACUCCCAAUCCGUAGCCUCCGUGGCCUCCGUUGCCUCUUGGGCAAGCACACCCUCACCAAUGCACCAUACUUUCUCUCGCCCCUCCUCCUCCCACCGCCCUUCUAAAUCGCAUCCACACAUCUCCACUCCGUCCCCCUCCCACUCGCGGUCGCGCUCUGCCUCCCCCGACACCUCGGCCCCCGCCUACCCCCCGCUCAUGCACCCACUCUUGCACGCCCUCUCCCUGCUCCAAACCGCCGUCGCCUCACAUCGGCCGGCGCACUUUCAGCCGUCAACGGCCUACGUCGUUUCUGCCGUGCGCGCAGCUCUCGACGCGGCCGACUGUCUCCCGCGCGAGGCACCCCACCUCGCGCGUCACCCCGCGCUCGCCGCCGCACGCAAGGCGCUCCUCGGCGAUCUCGCGGCCCUCGUCGCGCAAGCGAAAAAGGCGUCGGCGGUAGCCGAUGAACACACCGCCGCGGAUGGAUUGGGGGAAAAGGAGGGUGGCGAGGGUAGGAAGGAAGUGACGCGCAUGCUUCGUUUGGGCGGGCAGGUCUUCGCUCACGUCCGACGGUUCCUGGCCAUCGCGGCGCAGUGCGGGGUCGAGCUUUCGACCCCGCCGCAACAGCAGCAACAGCGCUCCUCAAACGGUUCGGCAUACGACGCCAUCGCGCCGCAUCGAGCGGUGACGAACGAAAACGAGCCACCGGGCGCGGACGCCCCGCGCGCGGAAGACGACGGCGAGGACGCGACAGCGACCGUCGGCCGUGCGCCGCUGCGGACGACGAACGGGAUCGUCCAGAAGAUUCAAAUGCGGCGCAUGACGCGCGAGCGGUCGUUGCCCGGCUCAGUGCCCGGAACACCGGGCGCGGCCCUGCGCGCACGAAGCUUGGGCGACCUCAAAGCAGCGCGGGCUACCGCCGCCGAUGCGCCCCCGCUCCCUGUAACGCGACAGUACGGAAUGCAGCAGCAACAGCGACAGCAGCAGCACCGCAUACCGUCCGCCCCUCUGUUCACCCGCCACAGGCACGACCGCUCGUUCAGCAGCCUCUCCUCCGCGUCGUCCGCGUCGUCCUUCUCCUCGGCAUCGUCGACCGCGUCCGGCUCAGCGCCCUCGACGCCCCCGUCCCACUUCCGCUUCCCGGCCGGGGAGAACGGGAGCGUCUCCGUGAGCGCGGCCGAGCUCCACGACGCGCUCCGCCACACCCACGACGCGUACCUAUCCACAAUCGCCGCCUUCGUCGGCCACGCGCACUCUCACUCGCGCGCGAGCCACGCGAGCAGCACAGGCCACAUGUUCGAGCUCGCGCGCGAGAUCGUGGAGAGCGUGUGCCGGCUGCUGGGCAUCGUCGACGCCGUCAUGCGCCACCCCGCGCUCGCGGACGCCGCCGCCACCGCCCAUAACCCUCGUCGGUUCAGCAAGGCGGAAUAUGCGGGCAACAACGCGCAGGGGUACGUGCUCGGGCUUGCGCGCGCGAAGGACGCGCUGUACGCGGUCACGGCCGCGUUCGCGGAGAGCGUGCGCACGCUCGGGCGGGAGCUCCCGGAGGGGGUGUCGGAGGAGGACGAGCGGGCGGCGCUGUUGAGGGCCGCGACGGGCGCGUUGAAGGCGGGCGCGGAAUGCGUGGCGGCGGUGAGGAUGUGUGUCGGGCGGAGUGGGGUCGCUGGGCCGUUCGUGGUGUACGUGGGGCCGGGCCCGCCGGAAGCGAAGGUGGGCGAAGAGGAGGUACCAGAGGAGAGGGAGACGGAGGAGCAGGAACCGGACAGGACAGAGAGGGUGGGCAGGCCUGCGGGAGUGUUGAGGGCGCUGUAUAAGGCGCAGGGCGUGGAGGACGAUGAAGACUUGACGAUACAGGCGCAGACGCCGAGUCCAUCGUCGUUCGUGGUGCCCGCUCGGGGCGGGGUGCUGCCCACGCCGCCGCCGAGACCGGCGUUUGCAUUGCCGUCGCACGUCGAGAGGGAGGUACCGUUGAUAUCGCCGGCGGUCGAAGAUAAGCCACUCCCGCCCCUGAUGGAGCCGGACGCAGACGUGGAGCCGCCAGAACCGUCGCCGCGCUCGCCCGUCUUGUCCGUCACACGCACGGAGGACGACAGGACGACAUGGGAGGGCAGCCAAAGGCAUCACGAACGAGAGGCUGCCGCGGCCGCGCUCGAGGACAAGCUCGUCCGUGGGGAUCUGCCGUCCAUACCACCGGAUGCGGACCCUACAACAUGGAUCCUCUCGCACGACCACGCAAUGGAGGAUGUUGCGUACAACACGGAGGGCCUGCUCGUUGGCGCGACGCUGCCCGCGCUUGUGGAGAAGAUGACACCGCACGACAGCUUGGUGGACACGACAUUCGCGAGCGUGUUCUUCCUCACCUUCCGCGCCUUCGCGACCCCAACCGAGCUCGUGCGCGCGCUCAUCGCGCGCUACAAUGUUGCGCCCCCGCGCGGGCUCGCCCCCGAGGACCUGUACGUCUGGCAACAGCGCAAGGGCGUGCCCGUCCGCUUGCGUGUGUCCAACUUUGUCAAGGCCUGGCUCGAGGUGCACUGGCGUCCGGCGAGCGAUAACGCGGUGAUCCCCGCGCUGGCCGACUUCACGCAGAAUGCGCUCCGCGCGAUGUUUCCAGGGCCUUCGCAGCGGAUCAUGGAUUUGCUCGCGCUCCGCAGCCAAGCGGAUGGCGGCGCGGCGGCGGCGAGCCCGAAAGGAACGCGGCGCGAUGCGGGGAUGCCGAUCAGCCCGCCCUCUGUCCCACCGACGGAGGUCCCGCGUCCGGUGAUGACGAAGACGCUCCUCGCCUCGCUGCGCGCACGCAACUUCGCGAACAUAGCCGUGACGGACUUCGACCCUCUCGAGCUCGCGCGCCAGAUGACAAUCAUGGAGUGCGAGCUUUUCUGCGGGAUCGUGCCGGACGAUUUGCUCGAGAUCGGGCAGGAGGGCGCGAAGUCGCCCGCGAAUGUCCGGUCGGUGACGCAACUCAGCACGGUAAUCACCGGCUGGGUGACCGAGAGCAUCCUCAAUGAACCCGACACGAAGAAACGCGCAACAUUGGUUAAGUUCUUCAUCAAGGUGGCGGACCGCUGUACGACCUUGAACAACUUCAGCACGUCACGUUCAGUGCUAGCUGCGCUUGAUUCGUCAACAAUCUCGCGGCUGCACCAGACCUGGAACGCGAUCCCCCAGAAAUACAAGGUUCAGCUUGAGGCCAUGCGGAAGCUCGCGGACCAUUCGAGGAAUUACCGGGAAUACCGGACGCGGUUACGGAAUACACCCCCGCCAGCCGUUCCGUUCUUGGGCUUGUACUUGACAGAUAUCACCUUCUGUCGAGAGGGCAACCCAUCCCAUCGAGCGUCUCCACUGGCCCCGGACAGGAAGCUUAUCAACUUUAACAAGUACCACAAACUGGCACGCAUCGUGCAAGACAUGCAACGGUUCCAAGUGCCGUAUACUUUGAAAGGUAUACCGGAAGUGCAGGACUUCCUUCAGUUUGCGUUCAGGUCCUCUCGGUCGAGCACCGGCGACAUCCAGGAUCUCUACCGUCGCAGUCUGCUUGUGGAGCCCCGACAGCCUGCCGACGCGCCUCCAACCAGCGACGUGCGGCAAAUCUUCCCUUGGGGCAACCGCUCCCAACCGACUACUUCCGUUCCUUGAGCCCCUCUCUACUCCGCUCUCUCCACUUGCACUAUCUCUCUCGCAUGCUAUCACCAUCUUCUCGUCUGGAAUGGCAUCGAAAUAUCUUAAUUCGUUGAUCAUCUCUUGGGACACCGCAUCUGGCUGGACUAUGCUAUCUAUCAUACUGUUGUUUUCGAUAACGAUCUUUGCUUUCGAGAGCUUUCCUCCUUGUUUGUAUCCGUACCUCUGAAGGUUUACGCGAUUACUGUCAUCGCACGCAAUUGAUGACUUGACCCUGUCCAAGGGCAUCGAAUAGCUUGGCGUCGUACAUUCCCAUGGAUGAUCCUACGCGGCGGUACACUACGACGCCUCACACCGUCUCUUGAGGACGGACAACCAGUUUGAGGCCGCUAACCUUGUCCUGGCGCAGCAAUUCCAGUCCACCGGGUAUCCCAGCGAGGCCGUUGGGAAGCAAUUGAACACGGUGUGGCUUGAUGGAUCCAUCUUGCAGAAGUUGGGUGACCCUUGCGGACAGCUCGCGUCCCGCCUCUUCCUGGCCCGGCCAAUUGGUGUUUCCAGACACCUGCACCACCUCCUUCCCGUCUUCGCCGUGCGCGAUGCCCUCGACGGGUGGCCAGACGAGAAUGAGCUGACCGCCCGAGGCGAGGAGCGACCACGCUGCGUGCUGUGUCGCCGCGAUGCUGACGGCGUCGUAGACGACCUUGAUGGGGUGCGAUGUGAUCUUGCUGAUCUGAGAGCGGAGGGCGUCCGUGGGGAGGGUGCGGGAGAGGACGUGCGUCGCUCCGAGGGACUUCAGGAACGCGGCGUGCUUCUCGGACGCGGUCGCGAUGAUGGGAGAGAAACCAGACAACCGGGCGAGCUGGAUAACUGAACGACGCAUUGAACUUUCGUUGCAUACGGUAUGACACGUCGGUUGCGCUCUCACCGAAUUGGCCGACAGAGGUGGCGCCGCCGAAAACAACGAUCGGCUGGCCUGUAUAGGCGGUCGAUGACUCCCAGAACGGCGUCAAUUCCGCACCUCCACCGCGGUCAUCGUUCUUCUUGUUGUAUAACCCCAGAAACGCCGUUGCAAGCGUCGCGGGGACAGACGCCGCCUCGUCAAUGCCAACGUUGUCGGGGACCUUGGCAGCGAAUUCUGCCGUCGCGAGCGCAUAUUGCUGGAACGUUGUGCGAUGAGGCUUGAGAUCGCCCAUCCAUAGAACUCUGUCUCCCUUUUUGAGGUUCGUGACACCCUCGCCGACGUCCUCGACCACUCCGGCGGCGUCGAAGCCCAGGGUCGCGGGGUAUUGGAGCCAAUCCCGAUAUGGAUCGAGGAACGCGAACUUCCAAUCCGCGGGGUUGAGGGCCGUAGCAUCGACCCUGACGAGAAUUUCGCCCGAACCCGGAGAGGGCACCGGCACGCUUUGCACCACAAACUCGGCGCCCUUGGACGGGAUGAUGAGAGCUUUGUGUUCCUUUGGGGCCAUGAUCAGACGUCAAUGAGAAGAGCUCGAACCUUGGAACCGAAGGGUAUAUAUGCGCCUUCCCCGCCCCACGUUGUCGCGCUGACAACGUCGCUGGAGUCGCUGUGUCAGCGCGACGCAAGUGCUGCGUCCAUGACUCGUCCAUGUCGACAUACUCAGGAAGACAAACGGAGGGUUAUGCUUGUGCUUCCCGGCCAAGUGGGAUGCUCGUGAGUCGACCAAGUGGGUUACCCCGCAGUUUCGUGAUCGGCAGGCUUCCCGACGGUCGGUACCGUACUUGUUCGUAUGUUCGUUCGAGUCAUUGCGUCGCACCGUCCGAGUCUUCCAGAACGUGUGCAGAAGGCCGUAACGGACUUCUUCGCCUUGACGGCAUUCCCCGUCACCUCUGAUCAGAAACCAAAAAAGCUCCCGCCAUACCAUCUCCCUCCUGUCGUGUUCGUGUAAGAGACCUUUUGUGUCGGGAGAGCUCCUACGGUGAUUCGUGUACCGACGUUUUAGCGCUGGCGAGUUCCGAGCCGAACCAAAACCCGCGUCGAGCUGGUGUCCUGGCGUGAUCUGGGGCGUAGCCUCCGGGGUGGACAAUACUUCAGCUACCCAGGUAGCCCUAUGCAUGGUCUGCCGUCUCUCUAGACAGGUCAGUGGGCGCACCGG